AUGAAGAAAACAGCUGGAGAAGCAGACAGCAGCAGCAGCAGCAGCAACAGCAGCAGCAGCCCUGCAGCAGCUGCUGCGGACGAUGACGCAGCUGUUUCUGCUGCCGACAAAGACAGCAGCAGCAUCAGCAGCAGCAGCAGCGAGGACGCGCUAGUUCAGGAAGCAGCAGCUGUUGAUGAGUCGGCAGAAGCAGCAGCAGCAGAGGGCGACUCAUCUGCUGCUGCUGCUGCUGCAGCAGGAGCUGCCGAGGCUGCUGCAGCAGCAAACCCCGAAACGCCCCCGCGGCAAGGCAGCCUUAGGGGCUCUCAGGCUGCGCGGGACCCAGCAGCAGUAGCAGCAGCAGAAGCAGCAGCAGCAGCAGCAGCAGAGGCGGUGUCUGCAGCGGAGACCGCAGCAGCAGCAGCAUGGGGCGCGCCCUCCAGCCCCGCCAACAGCAGCAGCAGCAGCAGCAGCAAAGCAGCAGCACCCCCAGAUAUUGGCUCGCUGCUCUUCCCCUCCUGGGGAGAGGCCCUGGGGGCCCCCAGGGGCCCCCAGCCCACUCAGCUGUUCAUAGAAAGGGACGGCAGCAUUCGUG
Messenger RNA from Eimeria tenella, 574 nucleotides. RefSeq lists its product as uncharacterized. The record is from RefSeq and is a predicted model, not a curated record. NCBI's taxonomy places the organism in Eukaryota, Apicomplexa, Conoidasida, Eucoccidiorida, Eimeriidae. The transcript has a single exon. The annotation marks the transcript as partial.